AAUAUUGCCACUAUCUAUAUUCCCUUGAUGAAAGUUACACGUCAUUGAUUCUAGUAGAUUCAAGCUUGCUUCACGCAAACCUACCUUUUUCCUUCGAAAUCUUAUCGCCACAAGUAAAGUAAAAGAUAUAUAAGAAAUGCUUUCCCUUGGCUAAUCUAUUGAACGAACGAAAUAUAUUUCAUACUUUAACUCAAGAUCAGUAUUCGUUUAUAGAUUCCCAGCAGAAGAGGAAUCACAAGAUGGCCACAGAAAUCAGGCACUACCAAACAGAUUCCGAAGGAGGCUAUAUUGGGCGUAUCAAGCAUAACUGGAACGCAUCGCAGAGCCAGAUGCUGCGUCUGUUUAAGUGGAUCAAUUUACAAAGGACCAGGAAGUCAGCGGCACCAAGAGGAUCUAUAGAUGGAAUGGUAAGCGUACGGAGAAUGUCACUGGAGGCCAUGAGUUCUUUGAGAGAAAUGCCUUUAAAAGAUUCAAGGACUGGCAGGGUAUCCGCGACUACCAUUGGGAUUUUGAGAUUGAGGUCAUUCCCAUGGACUGAGGCUUUUGGGGCUCAUUUGGGCUCAUGUUUUUUUUUUUUUUUUCUUGUAUUUCCUUUUUGUAUUUAUCUUUAGCCACUAGCCACGGUAUAUUCAUAUGAUGGACUGCUUAUUUCA
Aspergillus wentii DTO 134E9 is the source of this 653-nucleotide messenger RNA. RefSeq lists its product as uncharacterized. The transcript has 3 exons. The coding region runs from base 240 to 611 and encodes 123 amino acids. The record is from RefSeq and is a predicted model, not a curated record. Lineage: Eukaryota; Fungi; Ascomycota; Eurotiomycetes; Eurotiales; Aspergillaceae.